Molecule: messenger RNA, 2377 nt
Organism: Eucalyptus grandis
Lineage: Eukaryota; Viridiplantae; Streptophyta; Magnoliopsida; Myrtales; Myrtaceae
Product: cationic amino acid transporter 5
Exons: 1
Coding region: 171-1976 (601 amino acids)
Biological process (GO): amino acid transport; transmembrane transport
Cellular component (GO): plasma membrane
Molecular function (GO): L-lysine transmembrane transporter activity; L-glutamate transmembrane transporter activity
Source: RefSeq, a predicted model, not a curated record
UGUUCAGGACCGCCAAAAAGGACGGGCCAUAAUUGGGGGAGGAAAAGAGUGGCGUCAGGCGUUUGAGCGCAUCUUCUCCUACAAAUAUCACAUGCCUAUCUAGUAUUGGCCAGCAGAGCUUCCAACUUGUAUUUCAAACUCCCGUCUCAGGAACUCAAUUCAGUGAAGCCAUGAAAAGUUCCAAUGAAGAAUCAGCAAAUGAUCAGGUUGGAGAGAGAAGUUACUGGAGAUGGAGCAAGCAAGAUUUCUUCCCUGAAGAAUCCUUCAGAAACUGGGGAACCUACAGAUCAGCGCUGUCGCAGAUGUGUUUCCGGCUGAAGGAUAGGAUCAAAGGCAGGUCGGACGAUGUCACCGAGCUCCAGGAGCUCAGGAAACAGAGCGAGAACGACAUGAAACGUUGCCUGAACUGGUGGGAUCUCAUAUGGGUCGGAUUGGGAGGUCACAUCGGAGCGGGCAUUUUUGUGCUCACUGGCCAAGAAGCGCAUGAGCAUGCCGGACCGGCCAUUGUCCUGUCGUAUGUCGUGGCGGGUGCAUCCGCUAUGCUUUCGGUCUUCUGCUACACGGAAUUUGCAGUAGAAAUCCCCGUGGCAGGUGGAUCUUUUGCUUACUUGAGAGUAGAACUAGGAGAUUUCGCUGCAUUCAUAGCGGCAGGGAACAUACUCCUGGAAAGCGUUGUCGGAGCUGCAGCGGUUGCCAGGGCUUGGACUUCCUACUUCACCAACUUACUGAACCGUCCCUCCAACUCAUUACGCAUACACACGAGUCUUCGAAAUGGUUACAAUCUCCUGGACCCGAUUGCUGUUGCUGUUCUGGUUAUUACUGCCACGAUUGCAAUGAUCAGCACAAAGCAGGCUUCGCGCAUCAAUUGGGUAGCAUCUGCAAUCAACACCGUGGCAAUUCUUUUCAUCAUAAUUGCAGGAUUUGUUCAUGCAGACCCUUCUAAUUUGACACCUUUUACGCCUUAUGGGGCGAAAGGGGUCUUUCAAGCAGCAGCUGUUGUAUAUUUUGGGUAUACUGGAUUUGAUAGUAUAUCUAACAUGGCCGAGGAAACAAAGAACCCCUCGAAAGAUAUACCAAUAGGACUGCUUGGAUCAAUGUCGAUCAUCACGGUGACAUACUGCCUGAUGGCUCUCGUGCUUAGCAUGCUGCAGAAGUACACUGAAUUAGACGAAAAUGCAGCCUUUUCUGUGGCAUUUCAGAGCGUGGGAAUGAGGUGGGCGAAGUACCUGGUAGAUCUUGGAGCUCUGAAGGGCAUGACAACAGUUCUUCUCAUUGGGGCGCUUGGCCAAGCACGAUACACCACUCAUAUCGCGCGAGCCCACAUGAUCCCGCCAUGGUUUGCCCUUGUCCAUCCGAAAACUGGAACUCCCAUCAACGCAACUCUUCUGAUUACCAUUUCAAGUGCUCUCAUCGCUUUCUUCUCGAGCCUGGGCAUACUGGCAAGCUUGUUAUCUGUAAGCACACUUUUCAUUUUCACGAUGAUGGCAGUCGCUGUUCUUGUGAGGAGGUACUACGUACGAGAUAAAACACCUCAACAGAACCUGUCGAAGCUGGGUGCUUUCUUGCUGAUAAUCGUAACUUCCUCUAUAGGAACUUCAGCUUACUGGGGAUUGAGCCCGAAUGGCUGGAUUGGGUAUUGCGUAACCAUACCACUUUGGUUCUUGGGCACUUUAGGGAUUUACAAGUUCUUGCCACAGCAGAGAACGCCAAAAGCUUGGGGAGUUCCGUUUGUCCCGUGGCUUCCCUCAUUGUCUAUAGCAACAAAUAUGUUUCUAAUGGGGUCAUCGGGUUCUGCUGCUUUCCUACGAUUUGUAAUAUGCACCAUAGUAAUGCUUGUGUAUUAUCUUCUCUUUGGGCUUCAUGCAACCUAUGAUAUGGCACAUCUGCCACAGCAACCCGAGGCAAAACUUCAGCAGGUGGACAAUGAAGACGAUGGCAAAAGCAACUCGCAGGAGGCGCACGUUUCUUUCCCUUGAAGGUCUCCCACUUUUCAAGCUCUAAACAUCCAUCAGCCAUUUAGGUGUGUAAACAUAUGAGGAAGGAACUUCAUCAAGUUUUAGAUAGAUCAUAGCAAGAAUCUGUCUCUCCCUUGCCAGAAACAACUAAGUUACUAGUGCUUCUGCCAUUUGAUCUCCAUAGCCUUAGAUGCUUUCAUUUUGCAGCUGCCUCUUGAGCAAAAUUUCUUGAGUCGGUGAGAAGCUUCUCCCUAUUCGCUUCACCAAGAAUACCCAAAUUCAGUGCCAAAAGAUGUGUAGUGAUAUAAAACUAUGACUCAAGCGAUUGAUUUCACAAGAGAUAUUGUACAGAGUAUUCGCAUUUUGUCAUAAUAGAAGAACUACAAUGCACAUGACUCUGGCAAGUUGUCUUUUUACCUAUA